GCUACUACCUGGCAUCCGCUUCAUUCAAACUAGCGGCGCGGCAGUUGGUUCUGAGGCGGACGUUUCUGAUCCUGAGUCCGCCGUUUAAUAAUAACUGAGCCCACCAUGGAGGGGGAGGAGGUGAUGGCGCCUCCGGCGGACCCUGCCCCACCCACCGGGAAUAACAAGUCCAAAAACAGAAAUGUUCCUAAACGGAAAUCUUCCGUCAGUAGCUUGGCCAGUCUGACAACCCCGGAGAAGUGCAGCAGAUAUUCACUUAGAAGAGGAAGCUCUUUCACCUUUCUGACUCCUGGAACACAAUGGGAUUUUACUCUGAAAAGGAAGCGCAAGGAAAAAGAGGACGACUCUUUCAGCCUUUGUAGCUUUGAUCUCAAGGAGCCGAGCAAUAAAAGAGUACGGCCUCUAGCACGCGUAACGUCACUAGCAAACUUGAUCUCUCCUGUGCGAAAUGGCGCAGUCCGGCGCUUUGGCCAAACCAUCCAGUCAUUCACAAUGCGAGCUGAAAAUAAGUCUCCAGGCAGUACGCACAAAGCUUGUAGCAAGAUGGCUGCACCUACUCCUCCAAAAAGAAGAAACAGCGUCCUGUGGUCUGAGAUGUUAGAUGUCAAUAUGAAGGAAACGCUAAGCACCAAGGAAAUUAAACGACAAGAGGCUAUAUUUGAAAUGACCAGAGGAGAGCAAGACCUUAUUGAAGACCUUAAGUUAGCAAGGAAGGCCUACCAUGAUCCAAUGCUGAAACUGUCCAUUAUGUCUGAGGAAGAGCUUGCUAAAAUAUUUGGAGAUUUAGAUGCCUAUAUUCCUCUCCAUGAAGAAUUUCUGGCUAAACUAAGAGAGGCAACAAUGGUAGAUGGGACAGUUGGUCAGAUCGGUCACAUUCUUGUUAAAUGGUUACCUCGACUCAAUGCAUAUAAAGGCUAUUGCAGUAACCAGCUGGCGGCCAAGGCUCUUCUAGAUCAGAAAAAAUUAGACCGCAGGGUUCAGGAUUUUCUGCAACGGUGUCUGGAGUCCCCCUUCAGUCGCAAGUUGGAUCUGUGGAGCUUUCUGGAUAUUCCCAGAAGCCGCCUCGUCAAAUACCCACUGCUACUGAAGGAAAUUCUUCGUCAUACUCCUAAAGACCAUGCGGAUGUGAAGAGUUUGGAUGAAGCUCUAUGCUUAAUCCAAGGCGUUCUCACAGACAUAAACUUGAAAAAGGGGGAGUCUGAAUGCCAGUAUUAUAUCGAUAAGAUGGAGUACCUAGAUGAUAAACAAAGAGACCUGCGGAUAGAAUCGAGCAAGUCGCUACUGUGCCAUGGCGAGUUAAAGAAUAAAAAUGGCCAUAAGCUGUACUUGUUCCUUUUUCAAGAUAUAUUGGUUUUAACCCGGCCAGUUACCCGUAAUGAGCGUCACUACUACCAGGUGUACAGACAACCAAUACCUGUUCAGGAACUGGUGUUAGAAGACCUUCAAGAUGGUGAUGUGAGAAUGGGUGGUUCCUUCAGAGGCGCAUUCAGUAAUUCAGACAAAGCGAAAAAUAUCUUCAGGGUUCGGUUCCAAGAUGCCAGUUUAGGACAGAGUCACACACUUCAGGCCAAUGAUGUGUUUCACAAACAACAGUGGCUAAACUGUAUUAGAACAGCCAUUGCUCCAUACCAAGAUGCUUCACCAACAGAAUUAAAGGAACUGCCUGACCUCAGUGAGGAAUGUGAAGAAAAUCACCCACCAGUCCUGGACACCAAAGAACAGAGAAGAUUGUCCACCAUAUCUGGCAUUGUGGAAAUGGACCUUGAAGAAGACGCAAGCAGUCCAGUUCUGGACUCAGCAGGAGGUCCUAAGGCUGAGAGAGCCCAAAGAGCACAGUUUGGCAGCCGGAAAAUAAGAGAGCGAACACAACAAAGUGCUAAACGAAAAGAAACUUUGGUUUAAGUUGCUGAACACAUUUUGGCUGGACUUGUUAUUUAUAAAUAUUGUACAUUUUCUUCUUAAUGUGAGCAUACUGGGAUUAUUUCACUGAUCCUACUGUAUUUGUUACCCCAAUUCCUUUUCAGUGGCAGCUACUGGUAUGCAGUGAAUGCUGUUAAAAAACAGAGUCUUGUUUUUUCUUGAUUUGCAUAAUCUGGUUAAAACACAAAUACUAAAACUUUAUUCAAAAAAAUAUUUUGAAAGGAUUCUUUUGGUAAAUGAAGACAAUUGUGAUUAUUUAAUGACAGCUAAUUUAUCAGAUAAUGCGAAGAAUGUUGGCAAUUCCACGUAAAUGCAUAUCUAGUAAUUACACCUACAUUUGCGGUUUUGUUUUAAUUGGCUUGCCCAGCAGUUCACUCCUAAAGUACACUUAGACUGUAACCUGAGCCAGUAUUUCAUGCCCAAUCCUUGCUACUGUUUAAGCAAACCUAAAAAAAAAACAGACUCUAGGUUUUAACAGGUUUUCCAUGUUACCUACUGGAAUUGUCCUUUUUGUUUACUGUACAUUCCUUCUUUUCUGUGUUUGUGAGAAGUAUUUAAUUUUUUAUUUAGUAUAGAGGGUUUUUUUAUUUUUUUAAACUGAUUUUAUUGUAUUUUUUGAAGAUUCUGAAAAUAUAUUUUUUUAAUUCUCAAAUGCAUUUUCAAAUAUCAUUUUUUCAGGGCAGCUAAAUCAGAAAUGCCAUUAAGGUUUGUCCCUAUUUGUGAUAGAAUGCUAAGAAAAAGGUAGGCACUAGCGAAGGAUUUAAGUGAUGUAGACUCUGCUGAGUAAUUAUUACUGUGUUUUGGCGAGAAGCUUUAGACUUUAUGGGCUAUGCACAUAGCAAAAAAGUGACUUAGAUUGGUUAUCUGUAUGUUGUAGAAGGUCAGAAGGUAUGUUUUUGGAGAGAGAUGCAGAAGUGGACUAACAUAGUUGAAUAUGAAAUGUUAAUUGGUCUGAUUUUUUUUUUUUUUUGGACCAAUUUUACAUUAGAUGGUUUGAGAAACAAAUUUCACGUGUUGUCGAAUUAUGGUAGAUAAAAGUUUUUUUUUUUUUUUUUUAUCCUCCGAAUACAAGUUUUAAUAGCUACUAGUCCAAUCAGUGUUGUAAAGACAUUCACUGCCUGUAUUUACUGUGCUGUAAUCUUCAUAUACUGUAAAUACUAUUUUGGAUAUGGGAAUGCAUUGUUGGGAAUUCAGUCACUGUACAUAAAUGAAAUGCGUGGAUUUAUGUAAAUGUGUACAGCAAUCAGUCUUCAAAUACAAUAAAAAAAAAAAUCCCUCAUC
This is a messenger RNA of Pseudophryne corroboree (corroboree frog), 3201 nucleotides long. It is a transcript of the gene NET1, whose product is annotated as neuroepithelial cell transforming 1. Gene Ontology annotation, biological process: positive regulation of Rho protein signal transduction; intracellular signal transduction. The record is from RefSeq and is a predicted model, not a curated record. NCBI's taxonomy places the organism in Eukaryota, Metazoa, Chordata, Amphibia, Anura, Myobatrachidae. The coding region runs from base 106 to 1902 and encodes 598 amino acids. The transcript is spliced from 11 exons. Gene Ontology annotation, molecular function: guanyl-nucleotide exchange factor activity.